This is a messenger RNA of Protopolystoma xenopodis, 414 nucleotides long. The record is from the annotation of a GenBank genome assembly. NCBI's taxonomy places the organism in Eukaryota, Metazoa, Platyhelminthes, Monogenea, Polystomatidea, Polystomatidae.
AUGGAUAGGAUGGUGUCAAAGAAAAGUGUGGAUGUCUUUCUUUUUUACCGUUUAGUCCAACUUAUACAGGCUGUUUGCCACAACCAGAGCAUUCGUAGGUUGGUGACAGCCGAAGAGUCUCGGGUUGACAGCAGACCCACCUAUCAACCAUAUGAUUCCACUAUCGGCACACUUGGCAACGCCCCUUUUUCCCCCUUAACAACCUCCACGUCCGCCCACUGGCCAUUCAACAUAAUAAUACCAGAGACUUGUACAACUAGCCUAAACUAUACUUCAACUCCUGAACAGACUACACUGGUAGGACAGGUUUACUCAAAUACACGUAAGCAGCCUGUUUUUGGUCACUCCAAUGUGAACCAUGACGGCGAGGAGUAUGCUGGCGCGAGGAUACUGCAAGUUAGUACCGAACAGUGA